UCAGGGGGUGGAAAAAAAAAACACACAAAAAAAAAGACGGGACGCCCUCCUUCUCUUCCUCCUGUGUGGGCGAAUAACGGUGCAUGAGAAGUUAUUGCAGCCAGACAAUAGCGCCAGUCCGUAUUACACACACACACACGCGCGCACACGCGCACGCACACACAGGAUCCAAGCUGGGGUGUUCCACCAUGGAGGAUUUGGGAGUGCCUGAGCCACUUAACUACCCUCUCAGUCCUCGUAUUGUUGUCUUUGAUUCAAUAGAGUCGCGACUCUUCCACACAGACGCGCUCCUCGCUGAUUUGGAGAACACCGGCUCCCCUCUCGCUCGUUGCCCGGUCCUCCUAACAUCAGAUCCGCCAAUACACGCCGAUCCGGCCAAGCAGAACCCUGCCGAGGCCCGGCCGCCGCCACCCGCCUACACCCCACAGCAGACAGUUUCUGCCGCCAUGAAGACCUCCCAAAAUUCCAACCCAGACAAACUGUACAGCACAGUGUGUAAAUCCCGCUCUCCCCGCUCAGCUGAUCCUCCUCCUCCCCCUCCUCCUCCUCCAGCCUUCUCCUCCUCAUCACUACUCGGAGGAGGUCUGAGUGAACUGGACCAUCUGCUGCAGGAGCUGAACGCCACGCAGUUCAACAUCACAGAUGAGAUCCUGGCCCAGUUUCCCACUUCUAAAGAUGACAAGAUAAAAGAUAAGGACUACACCGUUUCCAACUCUGCAAAACCUUCAGCGACAUCCGCCACGCUGGAGUUGGACAAACUGAUGGCGUCUCUCUCCGACUUCCGUGUUCAAAGCACACCGGCUGUGGCCGUCAGUCCAGUGAUUACGACAACAACAGCAACAACGGCAGCAAUAACACCGCAGCAGCAGCAGCCGGUCUCUCCACAAGCUUCAUCGGGCGGCUCGUUGGACAGCAUGCUGGGGCUCCUCCAAUCAGACUUGAGCCGACAAGGGGUUCAAACAUCCUCCAAAGGAAACUGUUCAGCCUGUCAGAAACCGGUCGUGGGACAGGUGGUGACGGCCCUGGGCAAGGUGUGGCACCCCGAGCACUUCGUGUGCACAGAAUGCGAGACAGAGUUGGGCAGCCGCAACUUCUUCGAGAAGGACGGGCGGCCGUACUGCGAGUCCGACUACUUCGCGCUCUUUUCCCCUCACUGCGCGCACUGCAACAAGCCCAUACUAAAUAAAAUGGUGACUGCCUUGGACAAGAACUGGCACCCUGAGUGUUUCUGCUGCGUCAAGUGCGGCCGCACGUUUGGCGAGGAAGGCUUCCACGACCGCGAGGGCCAGCAGUACUGCCAGCAGUGCUUCCUGACUUUGUUCGCCUCUCGCUGUCAAGGCUGCAGCCAGCCCAUCCUGGAAAACUACAUCUCAGCCCUCAACUCUCUGUGGCACCCACAGUGUUUCGUAUGCAGGGAGUGUUACAGCCCCUUCGUCAACGGCAGCUUCUUCGAGCACGAGGGCAAGCCGCUGUGUGAGGCCCACUACCAUCAGUCGCGGGGCAGCGUGUGCCAGGCGUGCCAGCAGCCCAUCCUGGGUCGCUGCGUCACCGCCAUGGGAGCCAAGUUCCACCCCCACCACCUGGUGUGCCACUUCUGCCUGAAGCCGUUGAGCAAAGGCUGCUUCAAGGAGCAGGAGAACAAGCCCUACUGCCACCCGUGCUUCAUCAAGCUCUUCGGCUGAGGAUGCGGACGACCUCCUCCUCCUCCCUUGUUGUUUUAUUUUUAUUUUUUUAUUUCAUACUAUGGCAAUGAGGGUGGAGCUGGUCUCUUUCUUGUUUUUUUAAAAAAGAGUACAGUGAACCCCUGCUAAUCACAUGGGAUCGGGAACGAGCCACGAUUUAGUGACAUCCCCCAAAAGGGUUGAUAAUUUCCCAUGAAUGCCAUAAAAUGGUGGCAAAACACGAAGCUCCGCAAUUCACUUCAACAUUGUUCCAUGGCACCAAGAUGCCAUCAAAGCACUACAUGAAGGUCGUCAUCUUGCUUCAACAUCGUUCUUUGGCAACAAGAGGGCGUCAACGCACUACACGAAGUGCCUCAGUUCACUUCAACCUAGUUCCUUGUCACCAAGAUGCCACAAGAUGGCAGCCAUGUACUACAUAAAGAUCCUCAACUCGCUUCAAUGUCAUUUCUUGGCAUCAAGAGGCCAAAAGGUGACGCCAGAGCAAUACUUUUAUAUUUGACAGUGCUUUGGCCCAACCACAAAAAAAGUCUGUGAAUAUGCAAGGGAACACUGUACUGAAUUAAAAAGAACUCGGAAUAGUUUUCUAUUUGCAAAAAAAAGGGGACAUACAACUGAAAGAAGUACAAAGUAUUAAUAAGACCAGGGGUGGGCAACAUAUGGCUCGGGGCGCUCCGUUCUUUAAUCAGCCCCACCAAGCAUUUCCAUGAACAAGAGUCCUAUAAUCAUUUUUGGAUUCAUUUAGUUAUUUUCCCCCCUGAUUUUGGUUAAUUAAGAUAUAUUUAUUUCUUUUUUUUCUUAUUCCUUAAUAUCAUGAAAUAAUUAUCGAAUUAAUUUAUGGGUAAGUAUUUUAAAAAAUAUAUGCAAACACACAGUAGUAUGUACAUUUAUUUUUGAAUCUAUUUUACACAUAAAUAUUAUGAAUUUACAAACAAUUUAAAAAUAACAAUGAAUUCAUGUUUUUUUUUGGGGGGGGGGAAUAAGCUAUUUUACAUAUAGUAUUGUACAUUUUUAUUCCCCCCCACCUCAUCUACAAAUGAUCUUAGCCAUCUGUCCAUUUUAAAAAUCAUAUGUGGCCCUUGAGCACAAUAAUUUGCCCACCCCUGACUUUAAUCGGCUUAAAAUAAUUGUUUUUUGUUGUUGUUUUUUUACAUGCUUGUAUGUUUUACGUAAUGUGCUGAUUCCAAUGGCUUUUUCUACCAAAGAUAGAAAACAAUAAAUAUAUUGGAGGAUUGUUUUAGGCUGCAGACCAAAUAAAUGACUGCACGUAUUUUUAUGUUUUAUAUUGUCCGCUACCGCUACAUAUAUGUUGAGUAGGACCAAUUAAGCUGUCACACGCUAAAUAUCGGUUUACAUUAUUGUUUCACAAAUACUGUAUGCACUUUGCCAAAAACUCUUCCAAAGAAUAAAAAAAAAAAAAACACA
Messenger RNA from Phyllopteryx taeniolatus (common seadragon), 3104 nucleotides. Its product is annotated as transforming growth factor beta-1-induced transcript 1 protein-like. The coding region runs from base 84 to 1682 and encodes 532 amino acids. The transcript is spliced from 12 exons. The record is from RefSeq and is a predicted model, not a curated record. Lineage: Eukaryota; Metazoa; Chordata; Actinopteri; Syngnathiformes; Syngnathidae.